Punica granatum (pomegranate) is the source of this 3235-nucleotide messenger RNA. NCBI's taxonomy places the organism in Eukaryota, Viridiplantae, Streptophyta, Magnoliopsida, Myrtales, Lythraceae. The record is from RefSeq and is a predicted model, not a curated record.
CUCUCUCUCUAGCUCUCAGGUUCAAUGUUGCGCGUCUCCAUCUCUAAUUCAAAUGUGGUGUGCUUUGUGCUGUGUUUAUCCAUAAUCUAGAUUCUUAUGUUAAGUUCAGUAAGACCAAGAAAGUGGAACAAAUGGAGAUUCUACUCAAUAUAUUUCGAUGCAUUUCCUUCGACAGAUCGAUUCAAGUGACUGCCUGAGCAUAGCAGUUUUUGUGCAAAAGAAAUGUGUAUCUGUGUCAGAUAACUUAGAUCCCAGUGCCCCAGACCAAAACAUUGGUAUCCUCAGAAAUACAAUUGCUAGCAAAGAUAUUGUCAAAUUUGUCUUUGUACCAUUCCUUACCAAAUAAGACAAGCAAAGAUUGCAAAAAGCCCCCUCCUAAACUAGCUUUCUUGUGUGGUGAAAUGUCUCCUCAAGGUUUCACUUGGUGCAAAUUGAACUUCUAAAGUUUAGGCUGACUUUGAAAUUUGUCCCUGACCUUUGAGUUCUGGAAAUUGCCACCUAGCUAGUCUGCAUAUGUGAUUUUGGCUGAUUGUCAUCCUGUUGUACUCACUAGAAAUGCCAAGCCAACAACCAAACGGAAUUAUUCUCAGCCGAUAAGUUGAGGAUAUCCAAGGUCUCACCCAAUUGGAAUAUAUAGUUGCAAAACUAAUGUUAGGCUCGACUUCUCAUGUUUCCUGUAUUAUAGUCGGUCGGGUCUACACAUUUCACAUCACGCUGGUAAUUUCAAAUUUCACUCAGCCAAUGGAUCCAUCCACACCAAUGCCACAUUCAAGGUUAAGAGAUCUUCAAACGAGUUUUAAUGAACAGGAUGACAGCAGACGAGGGGAUUGAAGAGAGGCUGCUUAGUCGAAGUGGAGCAGCAGAGCCAGAAGAGGACAGUAGCCUCAGAAGCAAAGUUUGGGAGGAAUCAAAGAAGAUAUGGAGAGUGGCCUUCCCUGGAAUGUUGUCCAAAGUCUCCGUCUCCGGAAUCUUUAUUGUCACUCAGGCAUUCAUUGGUCACAUUGGCGAGACUGAGCUAGCCGCUUAUGCCCUCAUUCAAAUCAUCGGUGUUCAAUUUGUUAACGGAAUAAUCUUGGGCAUGUCAAGUGCGACUGAAACUCUAUGUGGCCAAGCCUUUGGAGCCAAACAAUACCACAUGCUUGGCAUCUACCUGCAGAGGUCGUGGAUCAUCAACAUUAUCACCGUAACUAUCUUAGUUCCCAUAUUCAUCUGUACUGCGGCAAUUUUCAAGCUCCUAGGGGAAGACGACUUGAUUGCAGACUCCGCGGGGUACAUAGCCCGCUGGUUCAUCCCAAUCCUCUACUACUUCAUUUUCAGCUUCACCAUUCUAAGUUUCUUGCAAUCCCAGCUCAAGAAUAUUGUAAUCGCUUGGCUAUCCUCAAUCUCAUUUCUGCUCCACGUGUUGCUGUCAUGGAUAUUUGUUACCGUGCUCAACUGGGGUAUUCCUGGUGCAAUGAGCGCCAUGAUCGUGGCUAGCUGGUUCGUGGUGAUUGGAGGGUUUGUGUACAUCUUUGGAGGGUGGUGUUCAAAUACAUGGAAAGGAUUCUCUCUGGCUGCUUUUGCUGAUCUGUGGCCUGUCAUAAAGCUUUCGGUAUCGUCGGGGGUGAUGAUAUGCUUGGAGCUUUGGUACACCGCAAUUUUGGUUUUGCUGGCCGGUUACAUGAAGAAUGCGACGGUUGCGAUAUCAGCAUUCUCCAUCUGUCUUAACAUAUCAGCAUGGGCAUUUACGAUCUUCCUAGGAUUCCUUAUUGGCGCAAGUGUGCGUAUCUCGAAUGAAUUGGGGCGAGGGAAUGCAAAGGCGGCAAAAUUUUCCAUCAAAGUAAUAUUGAUCACCUCUAUCAAUAUUGGAGUCUUUUUCUGGAUUCUCUGCCUAGUCUUCGGCCGUCAAAUCGCCUACAUAUUCACGAGCAAAGAGGACAUCGCAGAUGAGGUUGCUAGCCUCUCGGUCUUGCUUGCAUUUACGAUUUUGCUAUACAGCGUUCAGUCAGUUCUCUUGGGGGCGGCAAUUGGAGCUGGGACGCAGAGUAUGGUGGCCUAUGUCAACAUUGGAUGCUACUAUGUGAUUGGGGUGCCUCUAGGAGUUGUGCUUGGUUAUGUAGCCAAUCUACAAGUUCGGGGUAUAUGGAUUGGGAUGACAAUAGGGAUAGCAGUACAGACACUGAUACUCGGAUUCAUCACCUACAGAACCAAUUGGGAUGAGCAGGUACUUAAAGCAUCGGAGCGGCUUAACAGAUGGUUCCUGCAAGAUGCAGAAGAUGGUACCAGCAGUUUGACGAGAGAAAGGCUCAUAGAUAAUGAUGAAUGAGAACUUCAUUGCGCAUCUACCCCGACUUUGUUCCAGAUGACUUGAUUAGACGACUAUAAGAAAAAGGAGACUUCUCAGAUCGCACCAAUUUGUGAGAGUUUUGCCUGAUGAGUUUACAAGAUAGCUUCGUCUUCUGCAUCAUAUGGCUUGAUUAGGCCACAGUGAAAAAAGGAGAUUAUCUAUAUGACACCAAUUCUGUCAAGGCUUUUUCUUUUCCACCAAGCAAGAGUCGUACUAUUGUUCAGUUGAAGUGGGUUUUCUGGAAGAUGAUAUGUCCCGAAUCCUCGCCAUUUCUUUGUGCCCCGGUCCAUGUUUCCAGAACCAGAUUGUGCAAAAUAUAUUUUUCAAGAGACUGCAUCUGCAUAUGAUGAGGUUACAUUUAUUCUCUCUUCAGAACCUUCUUUCUAUAUAAGAAGCAAAGUCUGCCCGCCAGCUUCCUCGGCCGGCAUGUCCGCUUCGAUCAGCUUCGACUUGGAUGACCAGCUCAACCGCCCCCAAAUGGUGAAUAGAGCUUGUUGGAGUAGUAUCUGCAGCCUCUCGCGGAGAUCUCCUUGAGAUUAUCUGAUUCAAAGACUCAGGUUUUUAUUUUAGGGCCUCAGGGCCAUGAAUCGACGCCCUCUAGCACACUGGGAAUGGUAAAAUGCCUAGAUCCUGACCUGCCUCGUGGCUUGUUCAAUCCUUUUGCAGCACAACGUCCUAAAUGGCAUACAAAGUAAGUCGGUACCGGACUCCAGAGUUUCCAAGCUGUGGAAUAUGUCCGAAAACCAAAUUACAGCAAACGCUACACUGGUAUUACGGUUGCGUCUGUCUUUCCGGUGAUUUGCUUCACUUAUGUGCGUCUUUCUUGUAUUUUCCUAGUGUCUGUUUAGUCUGUGCUUAUGUAAUUGUACUCCUUUCCUGUAGUUGAACGAAAUGAACUAUUUUGAUGUU